Letharia lupina is the source of this 378-nucleotide messenger RNA. RefSeq lists its product as uncharacterized. The transcript is spliced from 2 exons. Lineage: Eukaryota; Fungi; Ascomycota; Lecanoromycetes; Lecanorales; Parmeliaceae. The record is from RefSeq and is a predicted model, not a curated record. Bases 1 to 378 code for a protein of 125 amino acids.
AUGGCCCUUCAAACAAUCUACCUCGCCACCGAUUCCUCCUCCGGCCAACAAGGCACAUACAUCGCCUUCUUCUCCGACAGCGACCCUUGCAAUGACGGCACCCGCUUCGGCUUCCUCCCCCAAGGCUUCAACAACUGCAACCAGAACCUCACCAUCUUGGGCCACCCGGACAUCACAUUCACGGGCUGCAAGCCCUACACCGGCUACCCUGGGUCGCUGCCGACGGGCGUGAGCGACGGUGGUACGCCGGCGCUGAAAUGUGUGCCUGCUACGAACCCACCGAGCGCGACCAGCGGGCCAAACUCCGAGUAUGGGGUGUAUGAGAUUUGUAAUACGAAUAAUGGGGGAUUUGUGGAUGUGAUUGAAUAUUGCUCUUAG